AUGUUUCCGUCGACGUUGGUCUUCGUCUCCUUAAUCGUUCUGGCUUGGGCAGCGCCGCAAGCAAAGAGAGCACAAGCAGGGACCCCGCAAGUAACAAUAAAGAGUCCGCAGGCAAAAAUCAAGGGAUCAACAAAAGGGUUUCUCGGAGCCAAAGCCGGUGAGGUUGAAUCUUUCAAUGGAAUUCCUUUCGCAAAGCCCCCUAUCGGGGAAUUACGCUUCAAGCCCCCAGUCCGCCUGACCGAGUCCAUGGGAGAUGUCGAUGCAACUACAGAACAACCGAACGCAUGCCCGCAGUUUGCCUUGAACAGCGAUUUCGGUUCCCCUCUCAUCCCUCCAGAUCUUCUUGACAAGGUCCUCAAUCUUCCUAUUCUGAAAAACCUGGCUGUUGGACAAGAGGACUGCCUUACGAUAAACGUUCAGCGACCGGCCGGGACGACCGAAAAGGAUAAACUACCCGUCAUGUAUUGGAUCUUUGGAGGCGGUUUCGAGCUUGGCAGCACGUCAAUGUAUAAUGGAGCUGGUAUUGUUGCGGAAGGCAUGACCACAGGCAAGCCGAUCAUCUUCGUCGCCGUGAACUACCGAGUUGGGGCGUUUGGAUUUAUGCCCGGGAAAGACCUCAUGAUGGAGGGGAGUUCCAACGCCGGACUAUUGGACCAAAGGAUGGGUCUUGAAUGGGUUCAAGAUAAUAUUGCGAGCUUCGGAACAUUCGGUUCCAGUGGCGACCCAAACAAAGUCACUCUUUGGGGAGAAUCGGCUGGCGCCAUCUCAAUCUUCAGUCAGCUAACACUCAACAACGGCAACAUCACUCGCAAUGGAAAGGCUCUCUUCCACGGCGCUAUCAUGAACUCAGGCUCGGCAGUCCCAACGGAUCCAAUGGAUUCGCCCAAGGCCCAGAAGGUCUACGAUACGGUCGUGUCCAAGGCUGGCUGUGCCAGUGCCAAAGAUCGUCUCAAAUGUCUUCGAGACCUCCCCUAUGAUGAUAUGAGGAAGGCCGCAAACUCGGUGCCUGGUCUUCUAAGCUUCAACUCGAUCGCUCUGUCGUAUCUCCCCAGACCAGAUGGGAAAAGCAUUGUCUCCAGCCCUGAAAUAUUUGCAACCUCAGGCAAGCUACCAAAAGUCCCAUUUAUCAUUGGCGACCAAGAAGACGAGGGAACACUGUUCGCCCUUUUCACGCCGAAUAUUUCGACCACUCGAGAAGUAGAAGAAUACUUCUCCACCCUCUUCUUCAACAAUGCGUCACCCCAGCAAGUCAAAGGCCUUGUUGCAACUUACGCGAACCGUCCUUCUGAAGGGUCACCAUUCCGCACAGCCGGCUUCAACAAUAUAUAUCCACAGUUCAAGCGCAUGGCUGCGAUUUUAGGAGACUCUGUUUUCACCUUGACUCGCAGAGCGGUGUUGAAUAUCUCUCUGGCUGUCCAGCCUGACGUGCCGAACUGGAGCUACCUCGCCAGUUACGAUUAUGGAACACCAAUAUUAGGCACAUUCCACGGCUCUGAUCUCUUGCAAGUUUUCUAUGGCAUCAAGCCGAAUUACGCUGCUUCAGCCACACGAGCGUACUAUUUCAAUUUCGCGUACAACCUGGACCCUAAUGAUUCCUCUGGUGGUACAGGUACUGCAAACGUUAAGUUGAUUAACUGGCCAAAGUGGAAAGAUGGCGCCAAACUGUUGAACAUGAGGGCUAACGAUGCUGGUUUGAUGAAUGACGACUUCCGACAGGAUAGCUUCAACUUUUUGCUCAACAAUGUACAGAGCUUGCGUUUUUAG
Colletotrichum truncatum is the source of this 1764-nucleotide messenger RNA. Its product is annotated as putative extracellular lipase. Lineage: Eukaryota; Fungi; Ascomycota; Sordariomycetes; Glomerellales; Glomerellaceae. The record is from RefSeq and is a predicted model, not a curated record.